AUGCCGGAGGAAGCAUUACUUAAGAUUAUAUUAUCUAUAUUAUCUCCCGAACAUCUUGGCAGCUGCUUUUGGUUGGGUCCAUCCUGCACCAAAUGCAGGAAGACGGUGGCUGCAAAAAUGAGGAAAAAGUCACUGGAGUCCAUAAACUCUAGGCUCCAACUUGUUACAAAAAGUGGAAAGUACUUGUUAGGGUACAAGCAGAUGCUGAAAAUUAUCAGACAUGGCAAAGUGAAACUGCUCAUACCCGCCAACUGCCCAGCCUUGAGGAAAUCUGAAAUAGAAUAUUAUGCCAUGUGGGCCAAAGCUGGUGUCCAUCACUACAGUGGCAAUAAUACUGCAUUGGGCACAGCAUGUGGGAAAUACUGCAGAGUGUGCACAUUGGCUAUUAUUGACCCAGAUGAUUUUGAUAUCAUUCGAAGCAUGCCAGAACAGACUGACGAAAAGUAA
Messenger RNA from Hyaena hyaena (striped hyena), 447 nucleotides. RefSeq names its product 60S ribosomal protein L30-like. Gene Ontology annotation, cellular component: cytosolic large ribosomal subunit. Gene Ontology annotation, molecular function: RNA binding; structural constituent of ribosome. The record is from RefSeq and is a predicted model, not a curated record. The transcript has 2 exons. NCBI's taxonomy places the organism in Eukaryota, Metazoa, Chordata, Mammalia, Carnivora, Hyaenidae. Bases 1 to 447 code for a protein of 148 amino acids.